AACAAAUUAAAAAAAUAUAGUAAUAUUUGCGUGUUUUGUGUGGAUGUGGAUGCCGGAGCUCUACUCCUUGCUUACCUCUUCGGAUCUGAAAUCCCCAAAUCAUUCUGGACAGAGUUUCUCUCUGAGUUGACUCUUUUCUCUUGUUGACGCCAUUCUAUUGGCACCAAUUAUUUCCUGUUUUACUUCAUUUCUUUGUUCUUUUUUACAUAUCUGAUUUCAUUUUGCACAGUUUAGUUUAUAAGUUUUUCAUUUUAGAGUAUCUGUGUUGUGUAUUGUAUAUAUUUGGAGAAGCAGUUUGCAAGUGAGUUGCCGGUCCAGAGGUUGGGAUCGGAAACAUGGGUUCAGAAAGCCAUCAACAAUCUGAAAACAUUGAAAAUAAUGAGCACGAAGAUUCAAGACCUUUAUAUCUACAAAAAUUUCGCCUCUACGAAACUACAUCGAACUUCUAUAUGGUUGGAAGAGAUAAGACUAGAACUUACUGGAAAGUUUUGAAAAUAGACAGACUAGAGCCAUCAGAGCUAAUUAUGUACGAAGAUUCUGCCAUAUACUCAGAACUUGAAUGUAUUGACCUCCUUAAAAGAAUACAUGAAGGAAACAAAUCAACGGGAGGGCUUAAAUUUGUUUCGACAUGCUAUGGAAUUGUUGGUUUUGUAAAGUUUUUGGGACCUUAUCACAUGCUUCUUAUUACAAAAAGAAGGAAGAUUGGACUAAUAUGUGGUCAUGCGGUUUAUGCCAUUACAAAGAGCGAGAUGUUCCCAAUUCCCAAUUCUACUGUGCUAUCCAAUAUGGCUUAUUCUAAGAAUGAGAACAGAUACAAGAAGCUCCUGCGCACGGUGGAUCUCACAAGGGACUUCUUUUUCAGCUAUUCCUAUCAUAUUAUGCUUAGCCUUCAAAAGAAUCUAAGCAAUUGUGAGUCUGGACUCACGCUUUACGACACAAUGUUUGUAUGGAAUGAGUUUUUAACCCGAGGAAUUCGCCAUCAACUUAAAAAUACUCUUUGGACUGUCGCUUUAGUAUAUGGAUUCUUUAAACAGGUUACACUUUCUCUUUCUGGUAGGGACUUCGUGUUGACCUUAAUUGCUAGACGAUCUCGUCAUUAUGCUGGUACCAGAUAUUUAAAAAGAGGGGUAAAUGAGAAGGGUCGUGUAGCAAAUGAUGUCGAAACAGAACAAAUUGUGCUUGAAGAUGCGCCUGCUGGGUGCCCGCUACAAAUAAGUGCUGUUGUACAGAAUCGGGGUUCAAUACCUCUUUUCUGGUCGCAGGAGACUUCACGUUUGAAUAUUAAGCCUGACAUCAUACUCUCUAGGAAGGACUUGAAGUAUGAAGCCACCAAACGUCACUUUGAGAAUCUUGUGAAGAGAUAUGGAAAUCCAAUUAUAAUAUUGAAUUUGAUUAAGACUCGUGAGAAGCGGCCAAGAGAAACAAUUCUUCGUGCAGCAUUUGCUAAUGCUAUUGAGUUUAUAAAUAAAGAUCUUUCGGUGGAAAACCACUUGAGAUUUCUUCACUGGGACCUAAAUAAGCACUCGAGAAGCAAAGCUACAAAUGUCUUGACACUCCUGGGCAAGGUAGCUGCUAAUGCAUUGGAGUUAACAGGCUUCCUUCACUGUCAACUUAUUCCUGCCUCAAAGACUGGGAAAUUGAUAAAAUUCUCGCCCAUUGACAAUAGUGAAGAUCAAGCUGGACAAGACCUUUGUGAAGUGAGAGCUGAACCGAAUUCCCCUAGUGGAGAUUACCAUGUCAACGUUUCAACACUACAGAGAGGGGUGUUACGAACUAAUUGCAUAGACUGUUUGGAUCGCACAAAUGUUGCACAAUAUGCCUAUGGGCUGGUUUCCCUAGGUCAUCAGCUGCAUGCUUUAGGCUUUAUAGAUGUAGAGAACAUUGAUUUAGAUUCCCCGUUAGCAGAUAAUCUGAUGAAACUCUAUGAAGAAAUGGGUGACAUACUUGCAUUACAAUACGGAGGCUCUGCUGCACAUAACAAGAUAUUUUCUGAGAGACGAGGCCAAUGGAAAGCAGCAACUCAGUCUCAAGAGCUCUUUAGAACGCUUCAGCGCUAUUACAGUAAUGCCUACAUGGACGCUGAGAAACAAGAUGCCAUUAAUGUGUUUUUGGGACAUUUCCGGCCUCAAGAAGGUAAGCCAGCUCUCUGGGAAUUGGAUUCAGACCAGCACUAUAGUGUUGGGGGGCAUGCAUCAAGUUUAGCCAUGGAGAAUUCUAGGUCGUUUAUUAAAAGGUCGCUGUCAGAAGGAAAUUUGAUCUGCGGAAGUAGCUCUCCUGUCAAAGAGACCGACACAGAGCAGACUGAUGACUCUGACCAACCUUUGCCUGAGAGUGCAAAAGGUGGUAGUAAGGGUCUUUCCGAAUCGACCCCAGAAAUCUCGACUUGUGAUACUGAUAUUUCGUUUGCCAGGUAUACACCCUCAAUGUCUGGUAGACAGCUUUUCCUGGAUAUGCAAUUAGAGCAGCGUCUCGGCAGUGGAAGUGUUAGAUUGCGUGAACGUAUUGAUUCAAUUGAUUUUUCAAAUUUCCUAGAUGUUGAGUGGCUCUCUUCAUCCGGAAAUUCAUGUGAAGAAGAAGCAUUCGAGAGAUCUGCAAUCAUAGCUUCACCAUGUUAUGUCCUGUCAUCAGACUGUGUAACAGUUGAAUCUAAAGCUGAAACAAGCUGUUCAGCAAUUGAGUCUUCAUCAAGAUUGAAGCGUCAGGAGCAAACUAGUGGAGAUCUCAAUUUUGAUGCCAAAGGAAGUAGUAAACAUAUUGCUGAAUUUUCUGAGAAGUUUGUGCAUUGGGUUAACAACGGAGAUAUACUUUUCCCUUGAGAUCAUUUCCGGUCUCUUUGAAGCUGUAUUCUUCAGACAAUUACAUUCAAUCAAACCAUCCGAAGGAUGUGGAUUACUUACAGAAUAAAUGAUAGUUGAUGAAGAUUAGGUAAGAGAGGAACAAUGAUUUUUGUUAGAGAAAAUAUGCCUAAACUAAGCCAUUAAGAUUGUAAAUUGAAGUACGUUAGAAAAUGAUAUAGAAAGUAUAGAGUACAUAGAAGCAGAUGAUUCUUUCAGUUGUUUGUUGUUUCUUCAUUUUCUACCUUACUGUUUUUGUAGGUUUCAGUUCUGUAAAUAUCUGUUAUAGUUUUGUAAGUUGGAGCUCCAUUAUUCUUUUCUGUAUACAAGCUGAUCUUUAUCGUGUCA
Messenger RNA from Solanum dulcamara, 3182 nucleotides. Its product is annotated as phosphoinositide phosphatase SAC2-like. NCBI's taxonomy places the organism in Eukaryota, Viridiplantae, Streptophyta, Magnoliopsida, Solanales, Solanaceae. The transcript is spliced from 16 exons. Gene Ontology annotation, molecular function: phosphatidylinositol-3,5-bisphosphate 5-phosphatase activity. Gene Ontology annotation, biological process: phosphatidylinositol dephosphorylation. The record is from RefSeq and is a predicted model, not a curated record. Gene Ontology annotation, cellular component: intracellular membrane-bounded organelle. Bases 336 to 2816 code for a protein of 826 amino acids.